UAGGCCUUAGGGUUCAACUUAGAGCAUCCCAGUCUCAUAUAAGAAGCUCAUCUUCUUCCUCUUCUCCCUCUCGAAACGGCGAGUUCUCUGCACUUUACUCUUCAAGGCCGGUAGGAGGGGUUUGAGUUUGACAUCUAGCUGAAGAAAAAUGUCAGGAGAGGAUGUUGUUGUUGCUGCUGCGGAGACACCUGCCCCAGCCAUCGGGGAGCCAAUGGACUUGAUGACUGCUUUGCAAUUGGUGUUGAAGAAGUCUAAGGCUCAUGGAGGCCUUGCUCGUGGACUUCAUGAAGGCGCUAAGGUGAUUGAGAAGCAUGGAGCACAACUUUGUGUUCUGGCAGAGGAUUGUGACCAACCAGAUUACGUCAAACUGGUGAAAGCCCUCUGUGCUGAUCACAACGUCAAUUUGGUUACAGUGCCCAGUGCUAAAACUCUUGGCGAGUGGGCUGGUUUGUGCAAGAUUGAUUCUGAAGGGAAGGCAAGGAAGGUUGUUGGUUGCUCCUGUGUUGUUGUGAAGGAUUUCGGAGAAGAGCAUGAAGGCUAUCAUAUAGUUCAGGAUUACGUUAAGACCCGUUAGAUAGCUGAUGGAUGAAGGUCUCUUGCACACAAAACUGCCUUCUUUGCAUUUGAGAAAUGAAUGAUAUGUUGAAGACAUUGUCUUGAACUGUGUUUUUGGUUAUGUUAGUUUGAAGUAGAUUGAGCUUAAUAGACAAAUUGUGAGGAUUUUCACUUGAUGGCCUGUCCAUCAUAUUUAUUUUUGGGCACAAAUCUCAUCCGAACUUGACAAUUUAAUCUGAUUGCUUUAUUUAUUUGGUCUUGAUA
This is a messenger RNA of Ipomoea triloba (trilobed morning glory), 819 nucleotides long. Its product is annotated as 40S ribosomal protein S12-like. The transcript is spliced from 5 exons. The coding region runs from base 149 to 574 and encodes 141 amino acids. The record is from RefSeq and is a predicted model, not a curated record. Gene Ontology annotation, biological process: translation. Gene Ontology annotation, molecular function: structural constituent of ribosome. Gene Ontology annotation, cellular component: ribosome; cytosolic small ribosomal subunit. NCBI's taxonomy places the organism in Eukaryota, Viridiplantae, Streptophyta, Magnoliopsida, Solanales, Convolvulaceae.